UAAAAACCUCCCGUGUGACACUAUCCAUGGUUUUGCUCAGAAGCUUCCUGGGAUUCACACAAGCAAGCCUCUGUGCUCUGCUUACAACAGGCCUCCUCCUCCUCGUCUUCCCCCGCACAGACUCACGCGAGCAGGAUGCGUUUGGUGUGUACUUCGGGUCUCUUUUUGGCCCUGCUGCAUCUUUCCAACUCUCUGCUGCUGGGAGCCUUCAACAUCAAGUCAUUUGGAGACACGAAAGCCUCCAACACAACUCUGAUGAACAUCAUCAGCAAGAUUGUCCACCGCUAUGACAUCAUUCUUAUCCAGGAGGUCAGGGACAGCGAUCUGUCAGCAACCAAAAAACUCAUGGAGCAUGUCAACAAAGGUUCUCAGUUCACAUACGGUUACAUCGUCAGCGAGCCUCUGGGUCGCAGCACUUACAAGGAGAGAUAUCUGUUCCUGUACAGGGUGCAGAUGGUGUCCGUGGCUAAAAGCUACACCUAUGAUGAUGGCUGCGAGCCCUGUGGGACAGACACUUUCAACAGAGAGCCCUUUACUGUCAUGUUCUCCUCCAGAUAUACCGCUGUGAGGGACUUUGUUCUGAUCCCCCAGCACACCUCUCCAGAAUCCGCUGUGAAGGAAGUGAACUCCCUCUAUGACGUGGUGGCUGACGUCCGCGCACGCUGGAACACCAACGACAUCAUACUGCUGGGCGACUUCAACGCAGGCUGCAGUUAUGUGACGGGCUCUGAAUGGCAGCAGAUCCGCCUCUUCACCGACAAGAGUUUCCACUGGCUGAUCACUGAUCAAGCCGACACUACAGUGUCACACACCAACUGCCCUUAUGACAGGAUCGUGGUAACCACUGACAUGAUGAAAGGAGUGGUGCAGGGCAGCGCUCGGGUCUACAACUACAUGACGGAAUUAAAUCUCAGCCAGAGUCUGGCCUUGGCUGUCAGUGACCACUUCCCUGUGGAGGUGAAGCUGAUUGGCUAGACUCCUGCUGUCUGAAUCACGACUCCAACAGCUGCAGGCCGCCAGGCUGAAUCUGAAUAAUGAUUAUUCAGCGGAGGAACUCUCUCCAACAAUGAAUUACAAUACCACAAUAAACAAAUCUUCCAAAUUA
Molecule: messenger RNA, 1105 nt
Organism: Scatophagus argus
Lineage: Eukaryota; Metazoa; Chordata; Actinopteri; Scatophagidae
Gene: dnase1
Product: deoxyribonuclease I
Exons: 9
Coding region: 136-975 (279 amino acids)
Biological process (GO): DNA catabolic process
Cellular component (GO): nucleus
Molecular function (GO): DNA nuclease activity
Source: RefSeq, a predicted model, not a curated record